AUGAGUCAUGAAAUUCGAACCCCACUUAAUUCAAUUAUUGGUCUUAGUCAAGUACUACUAAAGAAAUCUACGCUAUCUUCUUCAGAUAUAUCUCAACAUCAUUUAGAAAGUAUCCAUGCUAGUGGGAAGAAUCUGAUGAAACUAUUAAAUAAUAUUUUAGAUUUGUCUAAGAUUGAAGCAGGGCAUAUGGAGCUGGUACAGGUGAAUUUUCAGCUUGAAGAGUGGUUGCAAAGUCUGAGUGCUAUCUAUGGUGCUUCUGCUGAAGUCAAAGGUCUUAUUUUUACGCAAUUUAUUUCUCCUAAUGUUCCUCAGCGUAUUUAUACAGACAGAGAAAAGCUAGGUCAAGUUUUAUUGAAUUUAUUAGAUAAUGCAAUUAAAUUUACUCCUAGGGGUAAGAAAAUUCGUUUAGAGGUUGACUAUCAGGAAGAAUUGUUGGCUUUUCAUAUUAUUGAUGAAGGUAUUGGUAUUUCUGAGAUAGAUCAAAAAAAGAUUUUUGAAAAAUUUGAACAGUUAGAUGGGUCUCCAGGUCGUCUCUAUCCUGGCGUUGGUUUGGGGUUAGCAAUUAGUAAACAAAUUGUUCAUUUAUUAGGCGGCUCAUUAGACGUAAACAGCACACCUGGAAAAGGUUCUAUUUUUUCUGUCAAGAUACCGUUAGCUAAUGUCCAAAUUGAUCAUAAGCAAAAUCGACUUUUCAAGAUGCCAAAUCAAUUAGAUAGUUUUUCAGAAGAUGCUGUUGUUCUUGUUGUAGAGGAUAAUCCUACUAAUCAGGAAACAUUUGUUGCGUUGUUUUCUGCAUUAGGCGUUUCUAUCCAUCUUGCUAGCAAUGGGCAAGAGAGUAUCGAGCAGGCAAAAAAACUAACGCCAGAUUUAAUUUUUAUGGAUCUUCAUAUGCCAGGUAUGUCUGGUAUCGAAGCAAUGCAGGAAAUUCGUAAGCAAGAAAGUUGUCAACAAAUACCUAUUAUUAUUCUUUCUGCCGACGCUUUUCUUGAAAAACAGGAGAAUGCGUUAGCUAAAGGUGCAUCAGGUUAUCUAACAAAGCCGGUUGAAUUGCUAAAAUUACAGGCUACUCUUGCAACAUAUUUGCAAUCAGGUACAAGCUAG
Messenger RNA from Ylistrum balloti, 1101 nucleotides. RefSeq names its product signal transduction histidine-protein kinase BarA-like. Bases 1 to 1101 code for a protein of 366 amino acids. Gene Ontology annotation, biological process: phosphorelay signal transduction system; phosphorylation. Gene Ontology annotation, molecular function: phosphorelay sensor kinase activity. The transcript has a single exon. Lineage: Eukaryota; Metazoa; Mollusca; Bivalvia; Pectinida; Pectinidae. The record is from RefSeq and is a predicted model, not a curated record.